CAAGAUGGCGGCCUCCAUGCGUUGCCGAAUUUUCGCUUUUUUUGUGAUUAUUUUCGAAAUAAUUCAUCAAUCUGAAGCUGUGCCAGAUAAAACCGAAAAGGCACUCUACGACUUUCUUCUAAGCAUCAACUUCUACAGCAUAAUUACAACUGUAGCAGUUUUACUCUUGGGAUGGUUGCUGCUGUCUGGUCGGAAGACAAGGAUCAAUGUCAAGAAAGGUUACAAUGGUCCUCAAGUCGAGAAGACAGUCCCAACAAAUCUUGUUGGGAGUUUAGCUCAAAAGAUUACAAAAGCAAAUGUUGAGAACAUCGGCUCUUCACGUGACUGCGGCUGUCAGAAGGAGAAAAAGAAGAGUUUGAAAGUAUUCUAUGGAACUCAGACAGGCAUAGCAAAGAGCUUUGCAGAGAGGUUGGCGGAAGUGGCCACAUUGAAGCAGAUUGAUUGUGAAGUAGUAGAUUUAAAGUUGUAUGAUCCUGAUGACUCUCUCGCAGAUGAGACUAGCGGUAGUAAUGUUUGCAUCUUCAUAAUUUCAACAUACACUGAUGGCACACCUCCAGACGGCGCCACCUGGUUCUAUAAAUGGCUUGGAGAGGAAGUGUCUGAUUUUAGAGUAACCAAAACCAAACUGCGGGGCAUGAAGUAUGCUGUUGUUUCUCUUGGGAAUUCUUUAUACAAGGAGAACUUUUGUAUGGUAGGUAAGAAUGUGGAUCAGUGGUUACACGACUUGUCAGCAUCACGGUUGAUGGAUGUAGGUCUCGUUGAUGAGAAUGUUGCUGCUAGUCAACAUGGAGGUAAUGAAGCAGACUUCGCUUCUUGGAUGAAAUUGUUCUGGCUCAAUCUGGAUAACACCUCAUCGCAAACAUGUUGCAAAGAUACUGCUGAGAGUACAGGCUGCGGGGAUUGUAACGACUGCAGUGAAGACUUGUAUGAAACAACUAGUGAAGAGGAAGAAGACGACGAUGAAGAUGAUGUUGAUGGUGUUCAGAAAUCAGAUGGAGUGGUUGACCUGGAAGAUCUUGGAAAGGUCAUGAAGAAAAUGAAACAAGCCAAGGUAAAUCGUAAGAAAGAGGAAGAUGCAGCAAGUGGGAAGGAGGGAGGAGAAAAACGAGAAAUGAUUACGCCCAUUCUGAGAAAGGCAUUGGAGAAACAGGGCUAUCGGCUGAUUGGAUCACAUUCUGGAGUCAAACUCUGUCGUUGGACCAAGUCCAUGCUCCGAGGACGUGGUGGAUGUUACAAACACAGUUUCUAUGGUAUUGAGAGUCAUCGGUGCAUGGAGACCACACCUAGUCUUGCUUGUGCUAAUAAAUGUGUCUUCUGCUGGAGACAUCACACAAACCCUGUUGGUACAGAGUGGCGUUGGAAGAUGGAUGACCCUGAGACUGUGAUAGAAGGUGCUGUCAGUAACCACUGUAAUAUGAUCAAACAGUUCAGAGGGGUUCCUGGUGUUCAACCAGAGCGACUUGCUGAAGGCCUGACACCACAACACUGUGCUUUGUCUCUAGUCGGAGAACCCAUCAUGUAUCCAGAAAUUAACCGAUUUGUUGAACUCCUCCAUGACAAGGGAAUCUCAUCGUUCCUGGUGACGAAUGCUCAGUUCCCAGAUGCCAUCAGAAAUCUUGUGCCUGUUACCCAGCUGUAUGUGAGUGUUGACGCCAGCACCAAGGACAGUCUCAAGAAGAUUGAUCGACCCCUCUUUAAAGAUUUCUGGCCUCGCUUCAUCUCCAGUUUAGAAGCCCUUGGGGAAAAGGGUCAAAGAACGGUCUACCGACUGACUCUAGUAAAGGCAUGGAACACAGAUGAAAUAGACAACUAUGCAGAUCUGGUGAGCAGAGCAAAGCCAGAUUUCAUUGAAAUUAAGGGAGUGACCUACUGUGGUGAAUCUAAGGCAAGCACUCUGACCAUGAAGAACGUCCCGUGGCACGAAGAAGUCGUCUCCUUUGUCCAACAACUUGCUGACCGUCUUCCAGACUAUGAGAUCGCGUCAGAACAUGAACACUCUAAUUGCAUCCUGGUUGCGCACAAGAAGUUUAAAAUCAAUGGUGAAUGGUGGACGUGGAUUGAUUAUUCCAGAUUUCAUGACUUGAUUAAGGUGUUCAGAGAAAGCAAUGGUACACAGACUUUCAAAGCUGAGGAUUAUAUGGCUAAGACUCCAAGCUGGGCUGUGUUUGGGGCAGAGGAACGUGGCUUCGACCCCAAGGAAACCAGACAUUACAGGAAGAAGAAUAAAGAGAAGGAUGUAGGGGGCUGUUGAGGCGUGAAGGACAUUCUUGGAGUUCAAAGACAAUCCGAGACUUUUGUGAUGGCUCUGGAGAUGUCCUGGCUGUUGAGGGGUGAAGGAGACAGGUUGUAAGAAUUCAAAGGCAAUGACCGUAUCUGGGUUGUUCAAGGCAGUGUAUUAUUGUCUUAACCUCAUUCUUGCACCUUGAACAAGCACGUUGGCCAUCGCAUGUGAACUAUUUAGCGGUUUGCCAGUUGUGGGGAUGAGUGGAAACAUUCCAUAUAUCAUUGCUGAAAGGUGGUCAAGGAUGACAUCUUCAGCAUUGCAGAUUUAACUGACCGAGUCCCUUGGGCCCACAUGUUGUUAAAGAUGCCUUUGCUCGGGCAUCUCAAUGGAUCAUGCUCAACUGGUCUAAUGAUGCUAAGGUAGUCAUACAUCCAAGAGUCGAGGCCAUGGUUUGACAGCUGGCUGUUCUUUGUGAAUCGGCUGUAAUGGCCGGCAUUGGGCAUAUUCUGAUUCUACAUUGUAUUUUGUAUAAAAACCGGUAAAUGAAUGUAUUGGUGUAGAAAAGGAAGAGUUACGUUGUUUCAGUGUCACAAAUAAACACAUUCAUGAAA
Lineus longissimus is the source of this 2835-nucleotide messenger RNA. Its product is annotated as S-adenosyl-L-methionine-dependent tRNA 4-demethylwyosine synthase TYW1-like. Lineage: Eukaryota; Metazoa; Nemertea; Pilidiophora; Heteronemertea; Lineidae. Gene Ontology annotation, molecular function: FMN binding; 4 iron, 4 sulfur cluster binding; catalytic activity. The record is from RefSeq and is a predicted model, not a curated record. The transcript has 13 exons. The coding region runs from base 5 to 2251 and encodes 748 amino acids. Gene Ontology annotation, biological process: wybutosine biosynthetic process.